GCGAAUUUAGUAAUGAUAAACGAUGUCUGUAUUUCUGUUGUUGUGUGGGUGUGGGUUUAUUGCACGGAAUAAAAAUUAAUAAAGCUAUGUAAUUUGUUAUCAAAAUGUGCUCUAAUAACUGUGUUAAUGUUGUUGAGCUAGAUUAUGUUGUGCUAAAGCUAAAUGGCAGCGACAUUACAUCAUUGUCUAGCUAUGAUGCGGUUCAAAUGUUCCUUCAAGCUAAAGAAACCCUAGUAGUUGAAUUAUGCCGAAAGCAAAAUCCCAUCACCUCCGACGACAUGCAGGAGGAUGAAAUUUGUGCAAAAUUGAAAAGUGUUCAAGUAUCCAAUGCAAGAGCAGCCAGUGCCUCAGAAAAUGUUAACUUCAAUUCUUUGCCGACGUCCCCUCUGUCAUUAGUGUCAGCAAAAAAUCAAAUCAUUUUAACAUUACGAACAUUUCAAAACAGUGAUCAAACCGAGCCAGUAUUAAAGGAGAAGAAAAUGCUGGACAAGUCUGUUGCAUUCAAUAAAACUAACAAAAAAGUUGAUCACAAUGAUGAUAUAGCGCAAACAAUAGCCGAUCACUUUAUCGAACAAGAACAUCAUCUGUUUGAGCAGUGUUUGGAGCCGGAGAUCGACAUCGAGGAAGUAACACUAGUGAAAAGAGAUUCAACUAACGAUCAAAUUGGGCUUACUGUUUGCUGCAAUAACUUCUACAAUAACAGAGAUUGCGAGGAAAGUAUUAUAAAGCCUGUGAUAUGCAACGAGAAUACGAAUGCAGACUCAAUAACAGAUGAUGCGGGUGCGGAUACUGAUACCGAUGGUGAUGGCGAUGGGGAUGGCGAUGCCUGUGAUGAUGUUUUCAUAAGCGAUAUACAGCCGGAGAGCGUUGCCGAGCGUGACGGUCGACUUCGUCGUGGCGAUCAAAUUCUCCGUAUCAAUGGCAUAGACAUCAAGAGUAAAAAACAUGCCGAAACCCAAAUAGCGGAAAAUUCUACGGCUGUAACAUUGCUCGUCAGUCGACUUCUAUAUCCCGAAGAUGACGACGACGACGACGAUGAGGACGAUGAAGAGAUCGAUAGUCACUUUGAAUAUGCCAAUAGCAUUCUAUCUGAUGAUUACACAAAUGUCGUUGAUAAAUUGGACAAAAAUCUUGUAACGCAGCAACUGACAGAACAAGCGCCGAAACCUAUUAAAUCUAUCAUACAACCAACUUUUAGUGGCUCUCAAACUAUGUCAGAAAAGGCGAAAAACAAAGGACAAACAUAUAUUACUGCCAUAGAGAAGAUUUGUAUUGAGAAGGUGCGACUACCGACCCAAGAAACGGGUUUAAAACAAAUAACAGAAAAAAGCCUUCCAAGAACAACAAUAGCUAGUAAACAAUAUGAUUAUGAUGAUUGCGAGCAUAUUUAUGAAACAAUACCUGAGGAUUCAGAAUCAGAGCCCCUCUAUUGCUCACCAUAUCAAAGCUCUAACUAUAUGACCGCAAUGGGGUCUUGCUCAUCACCAAUGAUGGCCGAGACGGAUGUUUUAGAAAUGCAACAGCAAACGCAGCGUGUGGCCCAAUGGUUGGGCAUCAAAUCACAGAUCAAUCCGAGAUCCGUGCAUACCCUUGCUGGCCGUCCAAACUUAUACCAGAAACAGCAGCAUCGAAUAUCGAAUCGAGUGUAUACGCUACGUAGUGCUAUAACGAACACCAGUGGAUCAAGCAGUAGUGGAGCUAACUACAGUUCAACUAACGUUGACAACGAGAAUAAAUGCAUUAAUCAACAGCAGGAGGAAGUGGAAAACUCUUCAAGUGCCUAUAAUACAGGUGGCUCCAAUAACAGUGCUUCACCUCACCAAAAUAUCACAAAUACAGAGAACGAAUCAAUGUUAAAUGCAACGGUAACUGCUAAUGCAGGUCCUAACAAUCCAAAUAGCUCCUUUCAGUCUGUUUCGACGGCUCCGAUGUUAAUGCUGCCAUUUGGAAAGUCUGGUCGCAUAGUCUGCUCCCAAUAUAAUUCCGAAACUCCUACAGUAAAUAAGGCUUCAGCCGACGAGCUAAAUCUUUUCGCAUCAGCAACAUCUAAAGUAGACGCUAAAAUAAUGCGACCCAAACCAAGCGAAGAACUGCAAAGCCAAUGCCCGCAAUUUAACGCUCCCAACUUGAGUCGCUACCACUUUGUUAGCAGUCAAGAGGUCGCAAAUAAAAGUCUUGCUCCAAAGGCAAGUUCCAUUUUAGUAGCAACGGAAAAUGUGUCGGACGAAAUUCCCAUGGUGUGGAAAGUAAAACGACGCCCUGAUGGAACACGAUAUAUAGUUAAGCGGCCAGUAAGAAAUAAUGUAAGCAUGGGUAUUCGAAAGAAUAUACGGAACAAUGAAAUAACAACCGAGGAUGAUACAAUAUCUGAGGUUAAGAUUGGACGUUAUUGGACUAAGGAGGAAAGGAAACGACAUAUAGAACGUGCCCGCGAACGUAGGCAUCAUCAGCAAUUUCUUCAUCAACAACAACAACAACACCAGCCGCAACAACAGCAACAAUAAACCAAAAUAUGCUUAACUUUACAGAAUUUUCAACCUGUAGAAAAAGAUAAUAUAUGCGUAUCGAAGAUUCCAGGUUUCAAAAGCGUCGCAUAUAUAUAUAUUAUCGGACAUAUUAGUUACGAUGUAAAAUGUAUUAUUCUUGAGCAAAAGUAGCUUAUCACAACAAAGCCAAAAAUGCAAGUAGUGAAAAAGUUAAUGAUUUUUAAAAAGUCGUCAAA
Molecule: messenger RNA, 2722 nt
Organism: Drosophila hydei
Lineage: Eukaryota; Metazoa; Arthropoda; Insecta; Diptera; Drosophilidae
Gene: Slip1
Product: slo-interacting protein 1
Exons: 6
Coding region: 105-2504 (799 amino acids)
Molecular function (GO): protein binding
Source: RefSeq, a predicted model, not a curated record